CGGGGGAGGAGAGAGUUCGUCGGGGGAGGAGGGGGGAAGCGAGCAGCAGAAGAGAGAAAAGGGCGCUGGCUAUGGCGGCCCAGAGGCUUUGAGGACCGGAGACGAAAGGGAAGGAAGAGCAGCAGCAGGAGAGGAAGAGGAGGGAGAGUGGAAGGGAGGGAGGGGAGGGAGCGCAGGUGACGGGAAGGGAGGGAGCGGAGAGAAGAGGAGGCAGGAGGGGGAGAGGCAUGUCUUUUUACUCGAGGAAAUUGUAAGGAGGGGAAGGGAACGGAGGGGAGGGGAGGGGUGGUGGUGGUGGAGGAGGAAGAGGAGGAGGAGGAGGAGCAGGCGACAGGAGUAAGAGCAGAAGAAGGAAGGGAGAGAGAGGGAGAGAGAGAGAGAGAGAGAGAGAGAUAGGAGAGGUGGAGCGCGAGACGAGGUAUUCUGGGGUGAAAUGCGGGAUGGGAAGCACCGGCCUGCGCGCCUCUACAUUCCCCGCCGCCUCCUCCUCUUCCCGCUCGCUGCGCGCUAUUGCUAUUUUCCAGCAUCUUCAAAACUUAGAGAUCUUCAAAAGUGUUCACCUGUACACGGAAAAUGGUUCCGUCACAGCAGUCCAGCAAGAAUUCCUGCUCUCUCCGGGCUCGUACUCUCAAAUUAGUGACCCACUACCAUUCUACUUCAGUACGCCUACGGGUGUCGAACAGUUCAUGGGCACCCUCAAGCGCCUGACUGAGUUCGAGCUUUGGCAAUGCAUAUUGGAAUAUAGUAGUAAUGCACCUCUUGCUACUACUGUCGUCCCGUUUCUGAGUGUCACGAGGAAUCCGCAAUUGAGAACCUUGCCGACUCUGGCGAAUGACCUGAUUUUGGUUGAGAAGGCGAUCGAAAGAGAGAAAUUGUUGCAAUGUCCACCUCUGAGACAUCCGCCUUCACCUAGACAAGAGCAGGAACACUUGCCGGUGGGAACUCGAGGCUCACCUGAAGACACGAGAUCUUGGAACCCGAUCAAGUGGCUACCUAGCACGUCCGCCAUGUCUGCUUCUACCGGUCAGUCUGCCGAAUCUAACGAUACUCGCGAAGACGGGUUGGGUGAUGGAUCCAACCUGCAGUUGGAAACCCUGCACGAGUGGGGAUCUGAUUUAGAACUUGCCAGUCCGCGCAUGUUUGAUACUUGUCUGGGCUCUUCUUGGAGUACAAGCAUUUCGAGCGUCCCGUUCACAGCUCUGAUGUCUGCACCGAGCCCGACUUCGAGCUUAAUGACGAAUCACAAAACUGCUUGCUCUUCUUGGAGCUCUCCAAAUCUUGGACUGAAUUCUCUUAGUGGUACUUUCGAUUAUCACCUGGACUCUUCGUCCAGCCAGAGCAACUUCGGUCAUGGAAGGCUCGCCUUAACCUAUGACUUGCCGAGCCCUGGAGGGAAUUUGAGCUCCUGUCACUCAGAAUCCGUCCCUAUGAGCAUGAAUGGUGGGUUGGCGUACAAGGCGCGGAACUCUGGUCCUUUGAGGAAGGCAGUAGAGCGAACUCGGUCUCACUGCAGUGAUGAGAGUGUGUGCACGCCUCCCAUACUGAAUGAGAGGCAGGGGUCUGGAUAUUCUCUUCACUCCCACUCCCUGCCUCCUCAGGCGACAAAGUUGAGGCUCUCAGAUUGUAGCCACGAUCUGUCUCCACAAGAGACAAGCUCUUCUAGGCUAACCGAGACAAGCCUUUCCCGCAAAGAUGGCGUUACGACGAGGAAUAUGCUGGAAAAGGUCUCCGGGACGUCUAAUCAUCACCAACGCGGACCAACGGAGCGGAUGACCGAGAUCACUCUCAGUGAGCUGUCCAAUUACUUCAAUAUGCCGAUCACACAAGCUUCUAAGGAGCUCAAGGUUGGUCUGACGGUUCUGAAGAAAAGAUGCCGGGAGUUCGGAAUACCACGUUGGCCACAUCGGAAAAUGAAGAGUCUUGACAGUCUUAUCCACAACAUUCAGGAGCUAGCAAAAGGACCUGAGGGUAAGACUUCUGCACCAGUCAUGAAUGCAGUCAAGGAGCUAGAGCAUCAGAAGAAGAGAAUGGAGGAGAGGCCUGGAAUUGAGCUUGCGGAGCGCACUAAGAGGCUCCGUCAAGCUUGUUUCAAGGCUAGUUACAAGAAACGCCGACAGGCUCAAACUCUAGCUCAGCAGGAGUCAUAUGAGGUUUCAGGGGCAGUUCCUGUAGACCAAUGUGUCUCAACCCUGGUCUCAUGACAUAGGGGCUCCCUUCCGUCCAAAGUUUCAAAUCAAAUAGAAGCAGGGUUUAACCAUGCAGGUAUUUACUUAGAAGAUGCUACUUGAUAUCAUAACCUUCCGUUUGCUCCCCCAGACGUCGUCUCGGGGUAGACUCACAAGGAGGUAGACAUUCGUAGCUGUUGUCUUAGUCGACUACUUGGUGGUGUGGCAUCCAGGACCAGCAUUUAGAUGCGAGACCCUGCACACAUAUUUUGAGUGUUUUGCUUGGUGUGUUCCGUGUACCAUAGGACACUCAAGAGGGUUGCCUUGAACUAGAUAAGCCAAAAGACCAAGAUGUGAUUUGUGGAUGUUGUCAAUCACAUCUUGCUCCAGUGCAUGUCUUGUGGCACUGCGUAGUAUUUAGCUAGCUUUAUAUUGCAUUAGUUGGAAAUUGGACAAGGUACGGUGGGCGGGUCUGUUGUACCCGCCUUGUUAGCCGUUGCACAGAGUAUAGAACUCUUUCCAAAGUUUUUUGUUCCAACCGAACACGACCUAUUCUAUGUUUAAAAUACAAGUAAUAGUUCAACUGUGUUGUUUGUAAUUUUACAUCGGCGUUAUAAAACUUU
Messenger RNA from Marchantia polymorpha subsp. ruderalis, 2788 nucleotides. The record is from the annotation of a GenBank genome assembly. Lineage: Eukaryota; Viridiplantae; Streptophyta; Marchantiopsida; Marchantiales; Marchantiaceae.